Paramecium octaurelia is the source of this 12508-nucleotide messenger RNA. The record is from the annotation of a GenBank genome assembly. Lineage: Eukaryota; Ciliophora; Oligohymenophorea; Peniculida; Parameciidae.
AUGAUAAAAACGGAGAUUAAGUUAUUGUUCUUGAUGGUGCAACUUGUGAAUCCAUUUAGAAGUCAAUAUAUUUGGUAUGGUGAGGCCGGUUUUGAUCAGGAUGGUUUUUAGUUUGAGUGCAAAGGAGGACAUGCUCAUGCUCCUGGGAUGCAUCCUCAUCCUUGCGUUCGUAUGUUUAUAAUAUUGAUUUAGACUUUCAUUCUGAUUGUUAAUAUGUCACAGAACCUAAAAUGAUCAUCUCGAAUGGCAAUGAAAUGCUAUGCCAUCCGAGAGUUAGACAAUACGUUGUGUGGCCAUUGCAAUUCUUUGAAAAAGUGUUAUUUUGUUAGCACAAGGCUGUAAUAUAUGAAUAUUCUGAAAACACCGAUUUAGAACUUUCGUGUUAAUUUGUUCUUCAAGAUUGCAUAAUAGCCUAAAAGUCUGGUGAUAUUGUUAAGUGCUAAUUUUGCUAUGAAUAUAGGACAGGAUAAUAUUGUCAAAAUCUUAUUAGUAAUUUAAAUAAAUAUUUAGAUUGUGGAGACAACUGUGCAAGUUGUACAUCCAAUUAUUGCUAAACGUGCAAGGAAGGCUACUCUCCAUAAAGUGACACUGAUUUAUAUUGUAGUUUAGGUAAAUAAAUUAGAAAUGUAAUAGCCUGUCAAACAGGACAUUUAUCUUGUUCUUUAACUAAUAAUGUAUACGCAUUCGAAGGGUGUAAAAAAGGUUAUGAAAUGGUUGGUAAUUAAUGUGUAGGUAUAAAUAAUAAACAAAUCAAGCUUGUCCUAAUAGAUGCACUGUUUGCACGAUGGGAAUUUGCUCUGAAUGCGAAUUUCAUUAUUUUUUAAAAGAUAACUAAUGCUUUGGAGACAUAAAUUGCACUAGAUUUGAUUAUAAAUAUGAUCCUAACACAGGAUUAGCUAAUGGGAUUAUUUGUUAAAUAUGUGACUUUGGAUUUUUUUAUAAUCCAAAUCAAUAAAAAUGCACUCGUAAUUCAAUUAAAAUAUUUUUAGUCUGUAAGGAGCAGCCUGGCUUGGAAAAUUGCUUGAUUUGUUUUAACUCUACAUAAUGCAAAAUUUGUAAAGGAACACACAUAAUAACAGCAGAUAAGAGAUGCAUACCGUUUAUUGGUUGCUCAUCAUAAUGCUAAACAUGUCUUUAUACAGAUCCUGAAUACUGUACAACUUGUAAUUUGAAGGAAAAAUUUCUAAGUUCAACUAUUGUGCCAGGAAAAUGUUUUUGUGAUUAUCCAAAUGGUUAUAUCGAGAAGGAUGGUGGAUGUGGUAAAUGUUCAGAUGGGUAAUGCUAAACUUGUGGUCUAGAUUAUUAUGAUUGUACAUCUUGUAAACCAAUUUCAAAUAGAACUCUUGUUGGUUCUAAAUGCAUUUGUAAAUAAGGAUAUUUUGAAGCUGGCAAUUCUGACCAAAUAUGUUUAAGUAUGAAUCAAUUUCAAUUAGAAUGCUAUGAUAGUUGUUAUAAUUGUUAAGGAAUUAAUGAAAAUGAUUGUACUGAAUGCGGAGAUCCUGGAAUAUAUAAUAAAUAUUUUGAAAAUGGAAAUUGUUUUUGUUUUGAAAGAACAUUAUUGUAAAUUCAACCUGACGGGAAUAGCAUUUGUAAACGUAAAGAAUAGUUAUUUAAUUAGCCUGUCAUCCUAGGUGCGAAAAAUGUUCUAUACCUUUUGAUAAUUCUUCAAAUCAAAAUUGUACUAUGUGUAUUGCAAGCCAACGCAGAGUUUUAUCAAAUGAUUACCGAUGUGUUUGCUAAGAUGGAUAUGGAGAAGAUGGAAAUUCAGAUGUUUGCUUUAGUAUCUGAUGAUAAUGAUUAUUAUAGGGUGUCAUUAUUCCUGUUUGAGUUGUAAAGGACCUCUUUAAACUGAUUGUACUUCCUGCUCCAUUGUUGCCCAUAGAUAUUUGACAGUAGACUCUAAAUGUAAUUGCAACUAAGCCUAUUAUGACCCUGGUUUGAAGGAUCCAAAUUGCUAUUGUACUUUUUAUUUUAAUUAUCAACUUAGUGACUUGUCAUCAUUCUUGUGCUAGUUGCACUGUUUAUGGUUAAGAUAAAUGCACUUCCUGUCCAUCAACAAGACAUGCUGAUAGAGUUGGAACUACUUUUUAAUGUCUAUGCAACGAUUCACACUAUUAUAGUGAUCCAUUAUUUUUAGAAUGCUAGCAAUGCCAUUUGACUUGCAAAACUUGUAAGGGCUCUUCUGAAACAAAUUGUCUAAGUUGUGAUACUACUUACANAAAUUGCACUAGAUUUGAUUAUAAAUAUGAUCCUAACACAGGAUUAGCUAAUGGGAUUAUUUGUUAAAUAUGUGACUUUGGAUUUUUUUAUAAUCCAAAUCAAUAAAAAUGCACUCGUAAUUCAAUUAAAAUAUUUUUAGUCUGUAAGGAGCAGCCUGGCUUGGAAAAUUGCUUGAUUUGUUUUAACUCUACAUAAUGCAAAAUUUGUAAAGGAACACACAUAAUAACAGCAGAUAAGAGAUGCAUACCGUUUAUUGGUUGCUCAUCAUAAUGCUAAACAUGUCUUUAUACAGAUCCUGAAUACUGUACAACUUGUAAUUUGAAGGAAAAAUUUCUAAGUUCAACUAUUGUGCCAGGAAAAUGUUUUUGUGAUUAUCCAAAUGGUUAUAUCGAGAAGGAUGGUGGAUGUGGUAAAUGUUCAGAUGGGUAAUGCUAAACUUGUGGUCUAGAUUAUUAUGAUUGUACAUCUUGUAAACCAAUUUCAAAUAGAACUCUUGUUGGUUCUAAAUGCAUUUGUAAAUAAGGAUAUUUUGAAGCUGGCAAUUCUGACCAAAUAUGUUUAAGUAUGAAUCAAUUUCAAUUAGAAUGCUAUGAUAGUUGUUAUAAUUGUUAAGGAAUUAAUGAAAAUGAUUGUACUGAAUGCGGAGAUCCUGGAAUAUAUAAUAAAUAUUUUGAAAAUGGAAAUUGUUUUUGUUUUGAAAGAACAUUAUUGUAAAUUCAACCUGACGGGAAUAGCAUUUGUAAACGUAAAGAAUAGUUAUUUAAUUAGCCUGUCAUCCUAGGUGCGAAAAAUGUUCUAUACCUUUUGAUAAUUCUUCAAAUCAAAAUUGUACUAUGUGUAUUGCAAGCCAACGCAGAGUUUUAUCAAAUGAUUACCGAUGUGUUUGCUAAGAUGGAUAUGGAGAAGAUGGAAAUUCAGAUGUUUGCUUUAGUAUCUGAUGAUAAUGAUUAUUAUAGGGUGUCAUUAUUCCUGUUUGAGUUGUAAAGGACCUCUUUAAACUGAUUGUACUUCCUGCUCCAUUGUUGCCCAUAGAUAUUUGACAGUAGACUCUAAAUGUAAUUGCAACUAAGCCUAUUAUGACCCUGGUUUGAAGGAUCCAAAUUGCUAUUGUACUUUUUAUUUUAAUUAUCAACUUAGUGACUUGUCAUCAUUCUUGUGCUAGUUGCACUGUUUAUGGUUAAGAUUAAUGCACUUCCUGUCCAUCAACAAGACAUGCUGAUAGAGUUGGAACUACUUUUUAAUGUCUAUGCAACGAUUCACACUAUUAUAGUGAUCCAUUAUUUUUAGAAUGCUAGCAAUGCCAUUUGACUUGCAAAACUUGUAAGGGCUCUUCUGAAACAAAUUGUCUAAGUUGUGAUACUACUUACAGACAAUUGAUUAUAUCAAGGUGUAAUUGCUACCCUGGUUAUUACAGCACAGGCCAACUAUAAUGUCAAUGUGAUUAUUAAAUACUAACUAUUAGAAUGCCAUUACACAUGUCUCACAUGCUACUCUGCUGAUGAAGAUGGCUGUACCUCUUGCUCAUCGGCCAAAAAUAGAGUUCUAAAAGCAACCAAAUGUGUCUGUAAGGAGAAUACAAUGGAAGCCUCAAAUACAGAUGCUAUGUGUUCAAGUAAAAAUUUUAUAUCUAACUUAGAAUGUUCAUAUCGUUGUUCAUCUUGCAAUAUAGCAGCUGACCAUUGCACAACAUGUCCUGAUUAAUCAUAUCGUGAAAUAGGAACUAAUAACUCUUGUGCUUGUCCAGCCUACUAUUAUGAUUAGCCUGACAACCCAAUUUGCAUAAGUAUGAGAAUAAAUUGAACUUUAGAGUGCUAUAAUACUUGCUAUGCUUGUAAAGGAUAAAAAAAUACUGAAUGUACUGCUUGUAAUCCUCUCAGUAAAAGGGAAUUGAACAUUAAUGGAGAAUGUGUUUGCAUGAGUAAAUAUUAUGAUACAGGAAUACAAGAAUGUUCAAGUAUAUAAUAUAUACAUAAUAAUAGUUUGUAGCACCGAUUGUUUAGAUUGCAUUACUAGUCCUACUAAUUGUACUUCUUGCAAUCCGGAAAAAUAUUUACUUGGAAACAGUUGCUAAUGCAAAACGAAACUUUAGGGAAGUUUUCUCACUACCUAUUUUGUUGAAUCAAAAAAUAAAUGUCUAAGUAAGUCAAUGAAAAUAAUGAUUAGAUUGUCAUUAUAGUUGUCUAUCUUGCAGUGGUCCAUUAGUAAAUUAAUGUUUAUCUUGUUUGAACUCAGAAUAAAGAAUUUUGAUUGGUUCAAGUUGCAUUUGUACAGAAAAUUACUAUGAUAAUGGAUUUCCUAAUUGUAAAUGUAAAAUUAAUUCUUUAAUUUAUGAAGAAUGUAACUUUCGAUGUUAUGGGUGUACAACAUUACCUACUCUAUGUACAUCUUGCCCAUAAUCAACCUUAAGAACAUAUAAUUCUUUAAACUCUUCUUGUGAUUGCCCAAAUUCUUAUUAUGAUGAUGGAGUAAAUCCUGUUUGUUAAAGUAAUAUAUUAGAAUAAUUAUAGAAUGCGAUUAUUCUUGUUCAACUUGUAAGAUAAUGUCUAGUAGAUGCGAAUCUUGCUAGUUAAACACAUAUAGAGUUUACGACUCCUUAUUAUUUACGUGCCUUUGCGAUACUAAUUAUUAUGAUUCAGGAAUUCCGGUUUGUCAAUAAUGCCAUUAUUCUUGCUUACUUUGUAAUACUUAUGGGGCAGAUUCGUGCAUUAGUUGCUAACCAUAAACAACAUCCUUUAGAGUAUUAAAUGGAAACGUUUGCGAAUGUCUCCUUGGGUAUUACGAUGAUGGAUACUCUUUAAAUUGUUAAUAAUGCUUUUAUAAAUGUUAAAACUGCAUUAAUUCUCCAACUGUUUGUACAUCUUGUAAGGAAACAAGACAUUUAGAUCAAAAUCAAUGUCUAUGCAAUACUGGUUAUUUUGAAAAUGGGUCAAGCAAUUGUAGUAAAUGCAAUUCAAACUGUUAUAAUUGCAUUUUUAAUUCCAAAUAAUGCACAGAAUGUGAUCCAAGUACAUUAAGGUCAUUGAAUACUAAUACUAAUACUUGUUAAUGUUAAGCAGGCACAACUGAAAUAGAUGGAUUGUGUCAACAAUGCGAUUAAAAUUGUCAGACAUGCUCAAACACUCCUACAAAUUGUACAUCAUGCGGUCUAAUGAAAUUUCUAAGUAAUUCAAAAUGCGCAUGUAUUGACGGGACAUAUUUAUUGGAUGCUGAUAAUCAGUGCUAUUCUUGUGAUUCUACCUGUGAAACUUGUUUUGGUAACGGUUCGUUUUGUUAGAGCUGUAUAUCAGAUAAAAAUAGAAUUCUAGAUAAUGCAACACAUACAUGUAUCUGCAAGGCUGGAUAUUACGAAGAUACUGUUAACAAAUCUUGUAUUUAAUGCUAUUAAACGUGUUUAACUUGUUUUGGUAUUUCUACGUAUUGCACAUAAUGUGAUUAAACCUUAAAUUUAACACUUAAUUAUUAAAAUAGAUGUGUUUGCAAAUCAGGUUUCUUCUUUAAUCUUAUUACUUAAUAAUGUGAAGGUAUUGUUUAAAUUAAAUUUAAGCUUGCCAUGUUAGUUGUUCUGAAUGCUUAACAUAAACUUAAUGUUUGACUUGUGAAUUAAUCACGAGAUACCUUGACAAUGACACAUCGUAAUGUGUAUGCAAAAAUGGCUUCUAUGAAGCUAAUCAAAAAUAAUGUUUAUGUAUUAUUAAUGAUCAAUGUUAUAGAAUGCCACAGUUCAUGUAAAACAUGUUAAAUUUAAUCAAAUUAAUGUCUAACUUGUGAGUUAACAAAUUUUAGAUUUUUGUAAAUGAAUACUUGCCCAUGUUUAGAUGGGUACUAUGAUGUUGGAAUUGAAAUGUGUUAAAAAUGUAGUGACAUCUGUAAAACUUGCUAAACUAAUUCAACUAAAUGUUACUCUUGUUAUCCAAAUCAUCAUCGUGUAUUAAAUCAAAACACUUGUACUUGCUCUCCCGGGUAUUUUGAUAAUGGCUAAUAAUUAUGUGAAAGUAUUCAUCUGAUAUUAUAUUAGAAUGCUCGAAUUCUUGUCAAACUUGUAAAAAUUAGAGAGAUUAUUGUACUAGUUGUGAUGUUAAUUAAAGUAGAUUAGAUUAAUCUAUUAUUCAUAAAUGUCCGUGUGUUUCUGAUUUUUAUUAGGAUUCUAAUGAAACUUGCUAAAGUAUUUAUCAUCUUUUAUUAUAGAAUGCCAUCUUAAAUGUUCUGGAUGUGCAUAUGAAAGAGAUAACUGUUUAAGCUGCAAAUUUGUUUAUGGUUCCAACAGAUUAACGAUUUCAAAUUAAUGUAAUUGUAAAGAUGGAUACUAUGAUGACAAUAUCUAAAUAAUAUGUAAGAAAUGUAAUAACCGAUGCAAAACUUGUGAAAACGAUUCCAAUAAUUGCCUUAGUUGCCUGGGUAAUCUAAAAAUAAAUCCUCCAAAUUGUUUCUGUAUGAAUGGUUAUUUUGAAACUGAUUAACUGAAUUGUGAACGUAUUUGUUUAAUAUAAACCAAGCAUGCGAUAUCAAAUGCGAUACUUGUAAAACUCAAGCCUCUAAUUGUAUAACAUGCAGAGAAGGUCGUAUAAAUGAAAAAUGUGAUUGUGAAGAGGGAUACUAUGAUGGUGGCCAGCCUUUAUGUCUAGGUAAAUAUAGAAUCUAUAUCUUAAGAGUGCGACUUUUAAUGUUCAACAUGCAGCAAAUCAGCAAACAAUUGUCUAACGUGUAAAGGAGAUAGGUCUUAAACUCCAUUAUGCAGAUGUUAGGAUGGAUAUUAUGAUGAUUUCUAGAGUUUAAAUUGCUUGAAAUGUGGUUACACUUGUAAAACUUGCACUUUGGAUAAAUGUUUAUCAUGCAAUGGCAAUAGAAUUUUAUCAGAUGAAAUGAGUUGUGAUCCUCCUCCAAAUUCAGUUAGUUCUUUAUUAACUCCUUGGUGUUCAAGUAUAGUAUUCUUAAUAUCAAAGAUUGCGAAGUAGCUGUUCUGAAAAUUAAAUUAUCAGAUGAUCUGAAAUCAAUACUUGUCCUUUUUGAUUUCCAGAUAAACCCAAACUUCUUUUCAAGUUAUCUUACUAGCAAUGCUUGUUUUAAUAUCUUAAAAUAGACAACUCUUUCGAAAUUAGGAAGGAAUCCAUAAUGUAACAUUGAUCCGAAUAAUACAAAACAGUUAAUUUUGAAUUUCGGGCACAAUCCUACCAUCACAGUGGGAGAUUAGAUUGAAUUUUUGGAAAAUUCUUUCGGCCAUAAUAAUUGCAAAGGCAAACUAUAAUAUUUCAUUUUUAAUACACUUGAAUAACCCUCGAACCCAUUUGCUCCUUUAAUCAAAUAUAAUGUACCUACAUACCUUUUGAAUCCUUGUGAAGAGAACAUCAUUUUAAUUGAAUCAAAGCUAUACGAUGGUUUGAGAAGUUUUAUUUCAAUAUAAUGGUCAUUUAUUGUGUAUGGGUAAAGUGGAAAUGCUGAUCUGAAUAAUUUUGUUUAAGAAUUAACAAAUUUUCAAUAAUUAGACCUAACCAUUCCAGAAAAAACAUUACCUCUCUCUUCAAAUAUUUCUUUAUUUGUGGAGGUUGAAAACUUCGUUUCAAAAAAGAGUGUUUUUGAAAUAUCAAUUUAAACACACAAUGGAUAAUUUCCAACCAUUUUUUAGAAAUUCAAACAAUCAUAUUAUCCAUUUGAAUCUAUCAAAAUGGUUUUCACUAUUAAAAAGAAAAGUUGCAUGGAAAAUUCACAAGUAUCAAAUAAUAAUUCUUAAUAUUAAAUCAAUUUUUAUGAAGUUGACAGAAAUGACUCUAGAUCUAGACCUUCAAAUUUCAAAUUUGAUUAAUUAAUUAGUUCUGACUUAUUAGAACUUAACAUUGAACGCUAUUCUUUAACCGCGUACACAACAUAUACAUUUCAAUUAACGGUUUCAGAUUCUUCAAUUUAAUAUUAUUCAGAACAAAAUACAACUAUUUCCAUAUUAUCAGGGGGAAUUCUUUGUCAAUUUAAUGGAACAAAGAGGCUACAAAAUUAUUAAAGUGCUACAAAUAUUUACAUCCUAUGCAAAGAUCUUGAUGUUCAAUAUGAUUGGAAUGAAGAUCCUGAUUUGAAAAUACAAGUUAGUUGCUUAGAACUAACUUCACAAGUAGAAUGCAAAGAUUCUUAAAAGAGGAAAUUACAAUAUAACUCUACUGAAACAAGUUAGAAAUUUCCUAAAGCCACUUUUCAACCUUACACGAUUUAAUCUUGGAAUGUAAUUGCCACCAAAAACUCGCUGACCUACUCUUAUGAUAUCAAUAUUGUAUAUCUGGAUUAUGAUUUCAAAAUCCUGGAUAUAGAUUAUAACAGUGGAUAUUUGGUAAGGCCGGUUAAUAAUUAUGAAGAUUUAUAUUUUACUUUUAAUAUACCAUUUUAGGAGAGGUAAUACCUAUUAGAAUAUUCAAUUGCAAUAAUUUAUGAUUAUCAAUUAAUUUCUCUACUUUAACCCCAAUACUUUGAAUAUUCCUUUUAAUUAUAUGAUUACUAUUAAUAAUUUAAUAAAGGAAACAAAUUCAAUCUUAAAUUUUUAGCUUAGUUUACGAAUGAUAUCAUUCCUAAUCAGGAAGACUUAACUUUAUUUUUAAAUCAACCUCCAAUCUGUAAUUUAAAAAUUCUGGAUGAGAAUGUAUAUGCUUUAGAACCUUUGAAAAUGGCAAUUAAUUGUGAAUAAUCUGAGGAUUAACCAUAUAAUUAUUAAAUAAAAGUGUUUCUAUAUAACGAUGAUUUUGAAGAGUUUAAGAAUAAAUCAUCAGAUAAUUCUCUACUUUAUUACAGCUUUUAAUAAUCAAAUAAUUUUGUAUUAUAUUUUCCUAGCACAGAGAUCAAUAUUAUUUUUCAGAUCAUAGAUCAAAGAGGAUCUAUUACAAAUAUUCAAAAGAGCCUAAAUAUCUCUAAAAAGCAAGUCACAUGUAAUAAUUUAAAUAUAGAUCAAUUGACAUUUUUGUAAAAAAUUUCUUGGAUUUUUGAAAUACUUAUAAAUCAAAAUGACAAAUAGAAUUGUACACAAUUAAAAGAUGAAAUAUAUAAUUCUAUUCAAUAACAAGUGACUUCAGAUGUUUAAUCAGAAAAAUUGUUGGCCUAUUAAACAAUUAAUCUAUACAAAAAAGUAUCAACAAAAUAGGCGAAUUCAAAUUCUACAAGGAGAUUAUUAGAAUAAAAAUAUCAAAAUUAAUGCUACAAUAAUGAGACAUCUCUCUUUAUUAGUACUAAUUAGGAAGUUACCUAGAAAAAUAGCAUUAAUAUUUCAUCAUUAACAGAAAGUUCUCAAAAAGUUUAAUAAUAAAUAGUUGAUUUAAUUUAGUUGAGGAUAAAUUUAGAAAAUUAAAACUCCCAAAGCAAUCUAAUUAUUGAUUCUCAGUUAGUUAUGAUGAUUAAAACGGUUACCUAAAUAUUAAUUGGUUCUGUACACUUAAUUGAUGAAUAAUAUCUGAUUAUUUCUUAAAAUGAAACCUCUCCCCAAUAUUAUGAGGAAGUAAUGAAGAUAUCUGAAACCUUAAUUUAAUUAAUUGAAAAUAUUACAAUUCAAAUUAGUGACAAUCUUUAAGUUAAUGGCUAGGUUUUAUCAUUUUACGGAGCUAUACUGUCAUUAUAACUUUAAAAAAUUACUAAGUCAGUAUAUAACGCACAGUUUUAAAUAUAGUAUGAUUACUUAGAUAAUUUAAUUGCAUUCAUACAAAAGUCAUAACUAAAAGUUAGUUUUAAUUAUUAUAAUCUAUCAUAAUCUUACAGAUCCAUGCUUCAAAUUUACUUAAAUAGAUCAGAUUUUGAGAUUGAUUAAAACUAUUUUGUCAAAUCAUUCCUAACUAAUUUUCUCUAUACUGGUUCUUAAAUCAACCAGCUAUAAUUAAAUACAUAUUAUAAAAUUGACAUGGCUAAAUUUCAAAAUUGUGAUAUUUCAAAUGGGAUUUCAGAAAUUUUCAAAUAUAAUUAUUUUUGUAUUAAUCAUUUAGAAAACGAUCAGUUUGAGAAAUGUGAUGUAGAAAUCGAAAAAAUUGAUAAUCAAACAACAUAGCUCUAUUGCAAGUGUUAAUUUUUUGGAAAUUUAUAUUUGAUAAAGGUUGCCAAUAACUCUAUGAAUUAAUCAAAUAAUACAGUAGUUAAUUGGCUGGCAGAAGAGUAAUAGAAAAUUGACAUAUAUGAGCAAUCUUUUCUACUUGUUUAGGGUGUAUUUAUUAUAUCAUCUGCUAUUGUUUACCUUUCCUUAGUGUUUCUAGAAUAUCACAAAUCCAAAGAAAUUAGUAUGGAACAAGGUCAAGAUAGGGAUAAUACAUUAGAGCCAGCUAAGGAUGCACAUCAAAUAAGAUUGUAUCCAAGUCAUUUUAUCAUGUUUAAAACAAACUUCUAAGUAAUUUUUUUGGUUAUUCAAAUAGUAUAUCCAUUCAAUUUUGUAACUUUGUUAAGAUGAUGAAAACCCUGUGAAGAAAAGCUUUAGAUUUUUACAGAUUAGUAAUGAAAUAAGNAAUCUAUACAAAAAAGUAUCAACAAAAUAGGCGAAUUCAAAUUCUACAAGGAGAUUAUUAGAAUAAAAAUAUCAAAAUUAAUGCUACAAUAAUGAGACAUCUCUCUUUAUUAGUACUAAUUAGGAAGUUACCUAGAAAAAUAGCAUUAAUAUUUCAUCAUUAACAGAAAGUUCUCAAAAAGUUUAAUAAUAAAUAGUUGAUUUAAUUUAGUUGAGGAUAAAUUUAGAAAAUUAAAACUCCCAAAGCAAUCUAAUUAUUGAUUCUCAGUUAGUUAUGAUGAUUAAAACGGUUACCUAAAUAUUAAUUGGUUCUGUACACUUAAUUGAUGAAUAAUAUCUGAUUAUUUCUUAAAAUGAAACCUCUCCCCAAUAUUAUGAGGAAGUAAUGAAGAUAUCUGAAACCUUAAUUUAAUUAAUUGAAAAUAUUACAAUUCAAAUUAGUGACAAUCUUUAAGUUAAUGGCUAGGUUUUAUCAUUUUACGGAGCUAUACUGUCAUUAUAACUUUAAAAAAUUACUAAGUCAGUAUAUAACGCACAGUUUUAAAUAUAGUAUGAUUACUUAGAUAAUUUAAUUGCAUUCAUACAAAAGUCAUAACUAAAAGUUAGUUUUAAUUAUUAUAAUCUAUCAUAAUCUUACAGAUCCAUGCUUCAAAUUUACUUAAAUAGAUCAGAUUUUGAGAUUGAUUAAAACUAUUUUGUCAAAUCAUUCCUAACUAAUUUUCUCUAUACUGGUUCUUAAAUCAACCAGCUAUAAUUAAAUACAUAUUAUAAAAUUGACAUGGCUAAAUUUCAAAAUUGUGAUAUUUCAAAUGGGAUUUCAGAAAUUUUCAAAUAUAAUUAUUUUUGUAUUAAUCAUUUAGAAAACGAUCAGUUUGAGAAAUGUGAUGUAGAAAUCGAAAAAAUUGAUAAUCAAACAACAUAGCUCUAUUGCAAGUGUUAAUUUUUUGGAAAUUUAUAUUUGAUAAAGGUUGCCAAUAACUCUAUGAAUUAAUCAAAUAAUACAGUAGUUAAUUGGCUGGCAGAAGAGUAAUAGAAAAUUGACAUAUAUGAGCAAUCUUUUCUACUUGUUUAGGGUGUAUUUAUUAUAUCAUCUGCUAUUGUUUACCUUUCCUUAGUGUUUCUAGAAUAUCACAAAUCCAAAGAAAUUAGUAUGGAACAAGGUCAAGAUAGGGAUAAUACAUUAGAGCCAGCUAAGGAUGCACAUCAAAUAAGAUUGUAUCCAAGUCAUUUUAUCAUGUUUAAAACAAACUUCUAAGUAAUUUUUUUGGUUAUUCAAAUAGUAUAUCCAUUCAAUUUUGUAACUUUGUUAAGAUGAUGAAAACCCUGUGAAGAAAAGCUUUAGAUUUUUACAGAUUAGUAAUGAAAUAAGUAUUUUAAUAUUAUCUUCUACUUGGGAAAUCUUAUUUACUAAUAUCGUAAUUAUCAAUUCGUUCAUAAGCCUCCUUAUUAUUUUAGUCUUUAGAUUAAUUUCCAAAAUAACUUAAGCAAUUUAUAUGUUUGAAGGCAAAAUAGCCAUAAUGAUGAUUUUACUGUAUCUUUUCCUUCCUGUUAUGUACUUUUUCCUUAUGAUUUUGGCGUUUAACUCAAUGUAUAUUAUUUUCUUAUAAUAGUGAAAUGAAUUAGAAUUUCAUUGAUGUGUAAAUAGCCUUAAACCUUUUGAGCGCUUUAUUACUAGUUUAUUUCGUUUUUGAACCAAUCGCUAUAUAUCUAAGAAUAGUUAUAUAUAGACCGCUUUUUGAAAGCAUUAGAAAAAAUGAAUUUAAUCCGAUCAACCAUUUUUUUUAUUUCUUUAUCUAUGAUAGCAAAAUAAAUCAAACCUAUGAUUAGUUAAAUAUUUGA